Messenger RNA from Patella vulgata (common limpet), 1945 nucleotides. Its product is annotated as sodium-coupled monocarboxylate transporter 1. NCBI's taxonomy places the organism in Eukaryota, Metazoa, Mollusca, Gastropoda, Patellidae. Bases 19 to 1926 code for a protein of 635 amino acids. The transcript has 16 exons. Gene Ontology annotation, molecular function: symporter activity. The record is from RefSeq and is a predicted model, not a curated record. Gene Ontology annotation, cellular component: membrane. Gene Ontology annotation, biological process: transmembrane transport; sodium ion transport.
UCGCGGCAAGAAUCCAAAAUGACGUAUGCUAUUCGUGGAUUUCACUAUGCCGAUUACAUUGUGUUUGUUACUACGAUAGUGAUAUCCAUAGGAAUAGGCAUUUAUUAUGCCUUUGCUGGGAGCAAAAAGGGAACCACCUCAGAAUAUUUGGUUGGAAGCCGUUCGAUGAAGAUUAUUCCAGUUACCCUGUCUUUAAUGGUUUCGUUCGAAUCCUCUAUUAUGAUGUUGGGAUUCCCGGCGGAAGUUUAUACACAUGGAAUGAUGUUUUGGUUGGCUUGUUUUGGUUUUGGGUUUACAAUGCUCAUAGGAUCACGUCUAAUUGUUCCUCUGAUUCAUCCAUUAAAAAUCACCAGCGUUUAUGAGUAUUUAGAGCUAAGGUUCAAAUCAAGGGCAGUGCGUACAAUAGGAUCAUCACUGGCCUUAUUAAACACGGUAAUAUAUAUGGGAAUUGUUCUAUUUGGUCCCGCCAUAGCCCUGCAAGCAGUUAUGGGGUUUCCUCUCGUUGUAUCUAUGAGUGUUGUUGCAUGUGCGUCUGUUUUAUAUACCUCAAUCGGUGGAUUUAAAGCUGUAGUUUGGACUGACGUUUUCCAAACGUUUAUUAUGCUGCUUGGAAUAUUUUCUGUCCUGAUAAAAGGAACAAUAGACAUCGGUGGGCCAUCAGAAGUGUUUAGAAUGGGUAAAGAAGGAGGGAGAUUGGAGAUUUGGAAUUUCGAUCCAGAUCCAACAGUACGACAUACAUUCUGGAUUCUAACCAUUGGUAUGACGUUACGGUCAUUUGGAUUGGCUGUUGGUCAAGCUUCUGUUCAGAGAAUAUCCUCAACACCUACUCAAAAGAAAGCAGCACUGGUAAUGGGAGUAGCUGGACCACUUUUCUUCUUCACGAUGAGUUUAGCAACGCUUGAAGGUUUGAUAGCCUAUGCUUAUUACAGAAAAAAGGGAUGUGAUCCAAUGGCGUCUGGUCAAAUUACCAAUCCAAAUCAGGUUAUGCCUCUACUGGUGAUGGAUCUAUUCGAGUCCCUUCCAGGAAUGCCAGGUCUUUUUAUGGCGUCAUUAUUUAGCGCAUCAUUGAGUACAUUAUCAUCUGGACUAAGUGCUUGUUCAGCACAAACAGUAGAAGAUUAUAUUUUACCAUAUAUGAAAACAAAAUCAGAAAGAACAAAAACAAUACUGGCUAAAUUAUCGGUUGUAGGUUUUGGUAUUAUAUCAGUAGGUGUAUCUAUUCUUAUUUCAACUAUUGGUGGAUCACUUUCCCAGAUUGCAUUUAGUUUAAUGGCAUCGUUUGUAGGUCCUGUAACUGGUCUAAUCUUAUUCGCUAUUUUAUUUCCUUAUGCGAACCAUAAGGGUGCCGUUGUCGGUGUAAUUGUCAGUGUUUGUUUUACCUUUUGGAUAGCUGUUGGGUCGUAUAUGAGUCCCACUUUAAUGAAAACUCCUCGUUUGCCGCCUGCUCCUAUAGACAAUUGUCCAGUGGCUAAUUUCACCAUUAAUCCUUAUAAUUAUACUAAUAUUGCUUUACAGAAAAUAGAAGAUUUUAAACAUUAUGAACCACAAGGUUUAGACAAAUUGUACAGUGUAUCGUAUUUAUGGUUAGGUGGUAUUGCUAUUAUUACUGUAUUUGGUAUUGGUAGUAUCAUAUCGUGGUGUACAGGUUGUAUAAAACCAAAAGAUGCAGGUGCUAAAUACACGGUACCGAUCUUUGAUAGAUUCUUUUGUUGUCUGCCGGAGUGUAUUCUGAAGCCACUACGAUGUGGUAUAGAUUAUUCCAAGAAGGUGUCUAGUAAAUUAAGAGAUAAUUAUGAUGUAAUUAUAAAACUAGACACGAAUGAAGCACAGAAGACACGAUCGACAGACAAAAUUAACCAAAACGAAACAGGAGUGUUGCUUGAACAAACUAAUGGUCAUGGUCAUUCCAACAUUGAACAUGUUUAGCAUUGUGUUUAAUAAAUAA